AUGGAUUCGACUUGCAAUUUUUGUGAGUACCAAUAUGUACAUAAAACACUAAAUUAGGACUUUGCAGUCAUCAUCAAAAAAGCACUCUAUGAAAAGUAUUCGUCUUCGCAGAAUUACACUUACAUUCGAAUCAUCAAUGAUCUAAUCUUCGCCCGUCGAAGUCGAAUCACCAAUACAUUCAAAGACUACCUCUUUUGGGAUUACAACGAUGAGUAUAUGGAGAACUACUUCCAUUCUCCCAACGAUGUACUCUUCGAUACUAUCAAUUCCAAUUCCCAAAAAUUUGUGCCCCGCAUAUUUCAUACUCCCAUUGCCAAAACCAUGGAUACUUACUACAAUCCCAAAAUUCGAUAAUCUCGAAAAUACUCCAACAUCAAUUCCAUUAGCGUUUCAAAAAUACUACAGAGCAGUCUACUCUAAAAAUAACAACAAUACAGUUCACAAGGGUCCAUCUUUUUUAUCAAAAACCAACUAAAUGAUAUUGUCACCAAUAGUUCAUUGUCUUUUCAAACUGUCAAUAAUAAGUAGGAGGUCGGAGUCUAACUCAGAUUGAUCUAUUAGAAAUUCUGUGACAGAAGACAGGAAACCAAAAAGUAGAAACAAAGAAAGAAAAGUUAAGCACAUUCCAUUGACAAGGAAACUCAAACUCAAGGCUUCCAAUUCAUACCUAUCAUUUAUCACAAAGAUAAGCAAUUUCUAUAAAAGAUCAUCAAGUAACAAAAGGAAAAAGAGUCAACACAAAUUUAGUUUCAAAAAUUGAACAAAUAAAAUAAAUCAUCCAGAUAUAGAAGUAGUGUGGAAAUCAGUAACAACAGAUAUGGUUCUGCAUCUAAGAUAUCACAAUAAUCAACUGCUAGAGUCUAUGAAUCCAAUGCUUCAAGUAGAUAUAAUUCGACUGCUACUUAAUAAAAGAUUAUUCGAUCCUAGCGUACAAAAUCUUAAACACAAGAUUCAAAUAACAUAACUAAGGCAUUAGAAAGUUAAUUCAAUAAUUAAGUUGAUAUUAAGUAAACAUUAAAGAGGUUUGAUAGUGGAAUUAAAUAACAAAAAGUUAAAUGA
Messenger RNA from Paramecium tetraurelia, 1059 nucleotides. RefSeq lists its product as uncharacterized. The transcript has 4 exons. NCBI's taxonomy places the organism in Eukaryota, Ciliophora, Oligohymenophorea, Peniculida, Parameciidae. The record is from RefSeq and is a predicted model, not a curated record.